Molecule: messenger RNA, 5026 nt
Organism: Carassius carassius (crucian carp)
Lineage: Eukaryota; Metazoa; Chordata; Actinopteri; Cypriniformes; Cyprinidae
Product: runt-related transcription factor 2-like
Exons: 8
Coding region: 217-1620 (467 amino acids)
Biological process (GO): regulation of transcription by RNA polymerase II; hemopoiesis; regulation of cell differentiation
Cellular component (GO): nucleus
Molecular function (GO): DNA-binding transcription factor activity, RNA polymerase II-specific; RNA polymerase II cis-regulatory region sequence-specific DNA binding; ATP binding
Source: RefSeq, a predicted model, not a curated record
GAUUGUGAGAAUGUCUCAUUCCCCUCACAAACAACCACAGAACCACAAGUGCGGUGCACGAGAUUUCCCCAGGACGACAGGAGGGAGCCACUGGGGCGUAAAUGGUUAAUCAGAGUGGGUCAACCCCAGUCACAGAGACCCAACAAGUCAUUUAGGACUUCAAGGGUCACCACGACCUCCAGAGGAGGAGAGAGCCGAGGAGAUCCACGUGUGGCUAUGGCGUCUAACAGUCUUUUCAGCUCGGUGACUCCAUGUCAGCAGAACUUUUUCUGGGAUCCGAGCACCAGCCGCAGGUUCAGUCCGCCGUCCAGCAGCCUUCAGCCGGUGGCGGGGAAGAUGAGCGAUGCGCCGCAGGAGCAGAACGCGGCGCUGCCGAGACUCCGACAGCACGACAACCGGACGAUGGUGGAGAUCAUCGCGGACCACCCCGCCGAGCUCGUGCGGACGGACAGCCCCAACUUUCUGUGCUCGGUGCUGCCGUCCCACUGGAGGUGCAACAAAACUCUCCCGGUGGCGUUCAAGGUUGUAGCUCUGGGAGAUGUUUCUGACGGGACGGUGGUGACAGUUAUGGCAGGAAAUGACGAGAACUACUCAGGAGAGCUGCGAAACGCCUCAGCUGUCAUGAAGAAUCAGGUGGCGCGUUUCAACGACCUGAGAUUUGUUGGCAGGAGUGGAAGAGGAAAGAGCUUCACGCUGACAAUCACAGUAUUCACGAACCCACCGCAAGUGGCUACUUACCACCGAGCCAUAAAGGUCACAGUGGACGGACCGCGGGAGCCGCGAAGACACAGACAGAAACUGGAAGACCCCCCUAAACCGCCGCUCUUCUCCGAGCGCCUGAGCGAGUUAGAGCGUUUGCGCCAGACCACCAUGAGAGUUGCCUUGCAAACCCAGAGUCCCCGGCCGUCUCUCAACGCCACGCCGAACUCCUUCAACCCGCAGGGGCAAACUCAAAUCUCAGAUCCGCGGCAGACACAGUCCUCUCCGCCCUGGUCCUACGAGCAGCCCUACACUCCUUACCUGAGCCAAAUGACAUCUCCCUCCAUCCACUCCACCACCCCGCUGUCCUCCACCCGCGCCACGGGCCUCCCCUCCAUCAGCGACGUGCCAAGACGCCUCUCAGGUACGUCGGAUCUCAGUCCGUUCUCGGCCGACCCGCGGCAGUUUGAACGUCAAUUUCCCGGUCUGUCCUCCCUCACAGACUCCCGUUUCCCCAGUCCCAGAAUGCACUAUCCCGCGACCUUCACAUACACCCCUACACCGGUCACCUCGGGCAUGUCUCUGGGCAUGUCCACCACCAGCCAUUACCACACCUACCUGCCUCCGCCAUACCCCGGAUCCACCCAAAACCAAAGCGGGCCCUUCCAGACCAGCAGCACGCCGUACCUCUACUACGGCGCCUCGUCCGGGUCAUACCAGUUCUCAAUGGUGCCAGGUGGAGAUCGAUCCCCCUCCAGGAUGCUGCCGCCUUGCACUAGCGCAUCCACCGGCAGCACCCUCAUCAACCCCAACCUGCCCAAUCAGACGGACGGAGGCGAUGCGGACGGCAGCCACAGCAGCUCGCCAACCAUUCUCAACUCCAGCGGCAGGAUGGAGGAGUCCGUUUGGAGACCAUAUUGAGACGGUCUGGUUGAACAAGACCUCAAUGCAGCACUGUUAGCCUUAAAGACAAAGAGCGAGAGAUAAUUGCAUGAAAGAACCAUUGGAUUAGAAGCACAAACUCAUUGGUACUCACUGGUACUCAUUGGUACUCACUGGUACUCAUUGGUACUCACUGGUACAAUAUUGAAUGGUUGCAGUGUAUUUUUAUGAUAUUAUAUAAAACAGAUGACCCUUACAGGGAGCGAUCUACGGCAUUAAGGUGCGAUCAUAUUAGCAAUAUUACAGAGCAACGGUAAAUGUGGACGCAUCUUUAGUCUAAUUCAUCUGACAUUCCAGUUCAUCGGUGAUAUAACAUAUAAUGCAAGUCACUGAAUUUAAAGGAAUAGUUCAGCCAAAAAUUUAAAUACUUUCACCUUCAUGUUGUUCCAAACCCAUAUGACUUUUUUUUAUUUUUAUUAAAUAUUUGGCACAAUGCUGAUGCUGCACAUUUAGAUUGACAAAAGUGUACUGUCACUGUCUUGCUCCGAAAUUCUGGUGUUUGGGGGUUUUAAACUCCAAAAAGUACCAACAGAUUUGUCCAUGUGAGCACAUUCAAUAGCUUUGUGCAAACCAAUGAGAAAAUGAUCCAAGAAUGUUUAUUUUUGGAUGAACUAUCCCUUUUUCUGUCCUUGAGUAAACUUUCAUUGCAAUAGGAAUGCAUCCACACUAUUGGCGUAGAAUAUUUUUAUACUAACUCGGUAUAAUUUAGCAUUUCUUAACACUGAAAGCAAUUGUUUGUUUUUUAUUUAUGCGUGCUAGAAGUCAGCUAUUUGAAACAGUACUGGCUUAUUCCCUCUGAUUAUUUUAAUUUAAGAUUGAAUUUUAACAAACAGUACUGAUUCGAGAAGCAAUAGAAGCCAUAUAAACUUUAAAUUAUGCAAUGUGUUGAGAGGGACAAAAUUUAAGGCGUUUGAAUAUUAUUUUUGGGACAUCUAUUAAUAACUUAAUGAAAUAUUUACUCGUUUUGUAAUUUAAUUGUUUUGUUAUUUUUAUUGUUAUGUUAGAGCAACCAAAAAGAAAAUCCAAUCAUAUGUCAGCAAUAAAGGAAGGACAUUGUAGGACUACAUCCACAAUUAAAUGUUUGUGGAUUUUUCUCAGUCAGAAAUGUUAGAUAUUAAUAAGCAUUAAGACAUCCAGAAAUGUUUUAGACUGAGUACAUCUGAGCAAGUAACAAAAAUGAUCAAUAAAUGUACAAAGAUAUGUUACGAGAGUCGACGUGCUGUGCUCUCCACUUGUUUGAUUUUGGUAUCCGGUGUUUAUCUAGUUAAUUUAUUUUAGAUGUAUUUUUUAUUUAAUAUUUUUCGGUGACUACAAGAAUGACCAAACUCUUGCAGCAGUGGCCUAAACCUUUGCAUCUUCAGAUACAGACAUGAUCAAAUCUCACGCAUGCACUUGCAAUAAUAAAACGACCAGUUUCCGUCUCUUGUGCAGAUAUGAAACCAAUACGACCGACAGCCUUUUAUUCUAUAACUGGAUUGUUAACUGCACUUUGUAGGUUAGUUAAACACUAUGCAAACUGUACUACAACAAUCAAACUCAGAAAUGUCUCUUUGCUGUGUGCUAAUGUUCUUGAGGUACAAUAUAAUCAAGUACUUUGAUAUUACUGGCAUGUUAGACAACAGAAUCUUUGAGCUGCAAGACAUUUUACUGAACAGAUGAUCAAAUUGAGUGGCCUAAAUUACACAAUGGAUGUUUACCAGAAAAGUUUAUCAUCUCCAUUUCUAGAAUUUAUUUAUUGGUCAGCAAUCCAUAACGAGUUGGGAUGAAACUAUCACUGACAAAGAGAAAAAUUUUGAAACAGUUAUAUUUGUAUUAAUGCAAUUUUCUUUAAACUUUGUAAUUGGCGUCUCCAAAGAAUAUUGUGUAUGCUUUUGGAUUCAACAACAAGUGGUACUUGAUUGAAUGUUUGUCCAAAUGUAAGUUAAUAGGCUGCUGGCAGCGCCCUUCUGAAACAAACGUCACUUGUCUCUUUAUUUCUAUUUUUGUUAAGAACAAAGCACUUCUUCUUUUAAAGGGAUGUAAAACAAAUAAAGCAUAACUGGCAAAAACAAAAACACAAAUGAAUGUUCGGGUUAUAUUACAUUAAGCAUGAAGAAAAUAAAUUCUAUAAUUUUUUUUUUUUUACAAUUCAGAAAAACUAAAAAUCUUAUUCCAAAUCAAAGCGAAACUGUAAUGAUAGGGUAAAUAUUUUUUUUGAUAAUUGUAAAUAUGCAUUUUAUUCACCUUACAGUUCGGUUAAUAAUAAUUACAAAUACCAAACGUGGUCCUAAACGUCAUGCAAAAUAUAAUAUCAUGUUUAUUUUUUCUUUUUUUUGUGUGUGUGUGUGUGUGUGUAUGAUGAAAUAUAACCUGAACAAGAUCAGUUUUGAGAAAAUCACCCAAAAUUAAUUGCAUCUCCAUUUAAAAUCAGAAGUCAUGGAAGAAACAACUCAUUUGAGCUCAAAACAAACCUGUAUGUGUGUACCACCCACAUGUGUCAUUUCUUCUGUACAGUAUUAAACUCCAAUUCUUUGAGUUCGGUUACAAUAACUACACUUACACUGCUGUUCUUAACUGCCCCACUAUUUGAUUUAGCCUUUUCUUUUACCGUGGUGUCUUCUGGUAGUGAGGAGAGCAUUUAUGUUUACAGAAUGUUUACAAAAAGCUGCAAGCAGGUAACUGCAAAUGUAAAGAAAACCUCUGCACUGUUAACUUUGUAUGAAUCCAUGUUUAAUUGCUUCAAUAUGCCUGAUAACACGAGAACAGCAUUGGUCUGUCUCAAUCAAACAUGUCACAGGGCCAAAUGUUUAUAUGCUUUUAGGCUAUAGACCAUGUUUUUCAUUGACCAUUUUAUAUGUAGUACCCUUGCAAGAGUCGGUUUUAUGGUUCAAUAGCAGAGAUUCCUUCCAUGAGACAAUUUAUAUUCAUACUAUACAUUACAAAAAAGCAUUGAGAUUUCACAUUACAUAGAGUACAUUCUGUCAUCAUCACAGACACACAGAAAGUUUUGGGCUUCUUCUUAUUUGCAAAUUUCAUUUACAAGGUCAGAUUAACACAUGAAGAAAACCAAAUACUUCUGUGACGCCAUUGUUCUCGUUUCUGAACUGUUAACUGAAGUGUUUCGUAUUUGAAACCCUGAAAAUCCUGCUAUUUAAAUAUGCAUCAUUCUGAUUGGACACAAUCCUUGGUUUGUAAACAACAGGAGCAUUACUUCUUUGCACAUAAUAUACAGAUGUUUCAGUUUCGACAAUCUUUCGUCUUGUUUCAUCCAUUAAGUUUGGGAAACUUUAACCUGUUUGUAUGGGACUAACAAUCCAGUAAAAAAUUAAAUAAAAUUGUGAGCUUUUCAAGCAUUUCUGACAAUUGUAUCAUUUGUCUUAGAGAAUAAAAAUGCUUUUUGUUAUAA